UUUCAUUUGAUUUAGAUAAAAACGUGCUUCAUAGCAGAAGUACUGUUUUACUUUCAGUCUCCCGAAUCCGAAUACUGUAGGAUAGUAUGAAACUAAGCUAACUCAAAUAAUUAAAAUUUGUAAUGUUUUUGACGGUGGACGGGUUGUUAAAAGGCAAACUACAUGAACAGAAAAUGAAGUCGAGCGAGGAACCAGUAAUUCUGACGGAAAAGAGGGCGUUGUUCCAGAAGGCAUUGGAUUUGACUUCUAAAUUUAAAGCCAGCGUUUUCAUCAUUGUCUCAGAAAUUGAUAAUCCAUCUGAAUAUUGGGGAAGUGUGGAUUUUGUCAAGGAUUUUCAAACCACAGGACUGAAAGUCAGGUCACAUGAUGUUGAAAUAUUUCCAGUAAUGUCAAGUGAUAUUUAUCUAGAUUCAAAUACUACAUUGCAUUCCACACUCACCUCUGAGGACCAUCAAGAGACUUACAAGGGUAUGGAAUCAGAUGACACAGAAAGAAAAAUCUCCAUUCAUGGAAAUAAUUUAAAUGAGUUGGAGUCCACUCUCUUUAUGAAGAGUGAUGACAGUUCAACUGAAGUUUCUCUGCUGGAAGAAAGUGAUGGUGCAAAUUCUGAUGACACGAAUGUAGAAGCCAGUGAUGUUGCCAUGGUGACAAGCGAGUCAGAAUCCGAAAGUGUGAAUGUAAAGGAGAAGGAGAAAGAUUUGGGGGAAAUAUUUGAAAAUGAAGAUUUGCUUGAUUCAGUGUCAAUUCAAAACAAAAAAGUAGAAAAUAAUGAUAACAAUGCUGGAAGUUCAAUUACCAGUCACAAACAAGUAUCCAGAAAAUUGACAAUUGAGGAGCGUGUCUCCCGGAUAAGUAGGUUAUUUCAAGAAUCGUACAAAUCAAAGCCAUUUUCAUGUGACAAAUGUGACCAGCAUAGAAAAACAUAUGAAUGUGAAAUCUGCAACCGAAAAUUUGCAGCUGCAAUCAAUGUAAAACAACACAUUAAACGAGACCACACUAAAGAAGGUCUGCUUAAGUGUCCCACUUGUCAGAAAGGUUUUCUGUCAAAUUAUGAACUUGGCUAUCAUCUGGCAUCUGUGCAUUCUCAGUUUGAUGAACUUCUACCUUGCAAGCAUUGCGGUAAAACAUUCACCCAUGAAAAUAACCUUAGAGCCCAUGUAAGAACCCAGCACAUGUCAACACCAGUACAGUGUGAGGUCUGCAGCAAACAGUUUAGAAAUAAGGCUCAACUUAAAGGACACCUUGCAGUGCACUCUGACAAGAAAGAGGAAUGUCCAAUUUGUCAUAAACUCUUUACUUUAAGGUACACUCUGAAAAAACACAUGAUGGUUCAUUCUGAUGAGAAACCAUGGCAAUGUCAUGUGUGUGGCUACAGGUGUAAGUUGAGAGAAAAUCUUGGAAAACACAUGAGAGUUCAUCAAAAAGACAAUUCUUGCUAG
Molecule: messenger RNA, 1439 nt
Organism: Saccoglossus kowalevskii
Lineage: Eukaryota; Metazoa; Hemichordata; Enteropneusta; Harrimaniidae
Biological process (GO): regulation of transcription by RNA polymerase II
Molecular function (GO): DNA-binding transcription factor activity; RNA polymerase II cis-regulatory region sequence-specific DNA binding
Source: RefSeq, a predicted model, not a curated record